AUGGGCCGCAUAACGAGCGCAGUGCAAUAUGCUCUCACGCAUCCGAUCCUUUUCAUCUAUCAGAUCCUUCAAUACAUCCUCGACAUCCUUCUCUCGCCCACACCUCCCCCACCUCAUGCAAAGCUAUCACGUCCCAAAAUCGCCAUCAUCGGCGCUGGCCUGACUGGCGUGUCCUCCGCCUCGCACUGCGUAGGCCAUGGCUUCGAUUGCCGCAUUUUUGAAGCGGGUUCCAAGUCUAGUGUUGGUGGGAUUUGGAGCAAGGUCAACAACACAUCUGGACUACAGAUUCACUCGAUCAUGUACCGCUUCCACCCGAGCGUGCACUGGAAGAAGGGAUAUCCAGACCGCAAGCAGAUUGUGAGCCAGAUCACCGAGUUGUGGAAGAAAUAUGGACUAGAAGAGAAGACGCACUUCGACACCAAAGUGGAGAGAGUGUACAAAGACGACCAAGGACGCUGGAUCAUCAACGACCCAUCAUAUGGUCACUUCGAUGGUGUGAUUGCUGCGAUCGGAACGUGUGGCGAUCCCAAGAUGCCGACAUUGCCAGGCCAGGAGCACUUCAAAGGCGAUAUCUGGCACAGCUCGCAGCUGGACGGAAAGUCUGCCAAGGGCAAGAAGGUCGUCAUCAUUGGUGGUGGAGCUUCCGCGGUCGAAGCUCUCGAAUUUGUUGCCGCCUCAGAAGCAAAGCACACCACCGUCCUUGCGCGGUCUGAGAAAUGGAUCAUCCCCCGCAACCCCCUCGUUGAUGCCCUGCUCGCUCUCAACGUCUUCGGAUCUGAAACGAUUUUCUCUUGGAUCCCAGAAGGCAUCCUGCGCCACCUCUUCUACCGCGACCUCUACGACCUCUCCCCGCCCCGCGACAGCGGCAAAGGCAUCUUCACCGAAACGCCCAUGGUAAAUAGCCAGAUUUUCGACCUCAUCCGCGACGAUAAAGCCAGCUGGCUACGCGGCGACACAAACGGUUAUUCAUCCUCAGGCACCGGCAUAUCCUUCACACAGCGCUCGCGCGGCGUCCCCAAGAACGGGCCCGGCAGCGAAAAGCUGAUCGACGCAGACAUUGUCAUCAUGGCGACCGGGUACAAACGCCCUUCGCUCGGCUUCCUGCCAGACGAAGUGUUCAGCGAACCGUAUGACCCACCAAAUUGGUACCUGCAAGUCUUCCCGCCCGGACACCCGUCCAUCUGCGCGAACAACUGCACAUACGUCAACGCCAUCGGCACUGUCGGAAACUACCACAUCGGCAUUUACACGCGCUUCCUGCUCAUGUACCUCGUCGACCCUCUUGCACGGCCCAGGACGUGGUGGAUGAAGCGCUGGAUCGACGUGACACGAUUCAUCAAGAGUAAAGCGCCAGGCGGUGCGUUCGAAUUCUUCACGUACAGCGAGCUGAUCUACUGGUUUCUGUUCACAAUUGUAAUCAACCCUUUCCGCUGGAAGUGGGCGGCAUUUGUGCUGUUUGGCCUUGGUGCGGGCCUGCCGCUGAGUGUGGUGAAGCAGGAGGACAGGGCGCGGAACGGAACGGGGUUGCGCAACAUCUGGGCAAAUGAUGAGAGCGGCAAGGAGGAUUAG
Ascochyta rabiei is the source of this 1569-nucleotide messenger RNA. RefSeq lists its product as uncharacterized. The coding region runs from base 1 to 1569 and encodes 522 amino acids. Lineage: Eukaryota; Fungi; Ascomycota; Dothideomycetes; Pleosporales; Didymellaceae. The record is from RefSeq and is a predicted model, not a curated record. The transcript has a single exon.